Molecule: messenger RNA, 2661 nt
Organism: Aspergillus glaucus CBS 516.65
Lineage: Eukaryota; Fungi; Ascomycota; Eurotiomycetes; Eurotiales; Aspergillaceae
Exons: 5
Coding region: 1-2661 (886 amino acids)
Biological process (GO): alcohol metabolic process
Molecular function (GO): zinc ion binding; alcohol dehydrogenase (NADP+) activity
Source: RefSeq, a predicted model, not a curated record
AUGGAGCCACACAAUUUGGACGCGGCCUCGACUUAUAUCAAUAAUGUCCUCCUCGCCAGGGGUCUGUUAAAGGGUGGCACCCCGAUCGAUUUUGCUCAGCCGGAGAACGAUGAGGGGGGUGCCGAUGGGACGAUGGCCAGGGUUAUUAACCUGGUCAAUGACUUGGUCUUGAGGAGAGAUCGCGAAGCCGACCAUAGGGAAAGCCUCGCUACGACGAUACGGACACUCCGCGCGAACGAAUCGCAGCAAUCAGUGGAAAUUACGUCCGAAAUGAGCCGGUCGCUAGCGCUCGCGGAGGCGCAGGAGCGCGCACUCAAAACGAAUAUCGCCAGCGCAGAAUCAACCAUCAGAAGCAUGAAGGAGCAAGUACAACGCAUGAAAACCAGCGUUCAGCAAGUUCGAGCACAAUGCGCAAACGACAUUCGCAAACGAGACCUGGAGUUACAGAAACUGAAGUCGCAUUUGGCUGAGCGACAGAGAGGGAAACGAGAGGGACUGGGUGUUACGACUAUCAACAUUAAUCCGACAGUCGACCGCGCAUCAAGAUCUAAGACUUUGUCCGGCGGCGAAGGAAUCAACAACCCUGGGUACAGCUUGAAGCAAGAGACGAACGACUUCCUCACACAACUAUGUCAAACUCUCAGUGACGAAAAUGACAUGUUGAUCGCGCUGGCACGCAACACUGUCCAGACAUUGAAAGUUCUACAAGGCCUACCACAUGAGGAGGAUGAAGAAAAUCCAAGUGGAGCGGCCAGCAUCGGGACGCAGAAAUCGUCGCCUGACCCUGUUACUACCCUUCCGACAUCAUGCGAUGAACUUUCAGCCCAUAUGGGUAUGAUGCUAGAUCACCUACAGACACUACUCACCAACCCUUCAUUUGUGCGCCUCGAAGAAGUUGAAGUGCGCGACGAGGAAAUCAAUCGCCUCCGGGAAGGCUGGGAGAAGAUGGAAAGCCGAUGGAGACAAGCGGUAACGAUGAUGGAUGGGUGGCAUACGCGGAUUGCCGACGGAGGCGACUCGGUUCAGGCCGAAGAAUUGAAGAUGGGUCUGGGCCUCGGUAUUGAUUCUGCACGUGCAUCUGCAGCAAAUGAUGCGGAUAUAAAAAUGGAGUCUCCCAUUCUGGAAGACCAGCAGGCAGAAGAGGAGGAGGAAGAAGCCGAGCGGAAGUCCAAAGAGAGUUCCCAACAGCGUGCACCGUCGAAGGAGACCAAGCCUGCUGGGACGCGCGAAACCAGGACUCGAAGGGCAGCGAGCCGUGCUCUCAAGGAGCGGAGCGACAAUAUACAAUCCGGCCGGUCCCGGAAGGUUUCUUUCACGCCAGGGCUAAAUGGUUCUCCCUGUGUAAAUGAAGACGAGACUUUGCAGGUCAAAGCACAUAAACCAGAGGCCGUGACUCGACGGAUGUUGAAGAAACGAGUGGAAGCAAACCCUCCGCGAAAGGACCCUCCCAGUCGCGGGCGAGUAGCUUUGUCACAGAAGCUUGCCAUGGCAGAAGACGAUGCCCGAGCAGCAGAGCAAGAUCGCAAAGAAAGCCAAAGCCGGAAGCGAAGUCGAGGCACCGGAAAAGAGUCCCGAGACCGACGACGCAAUCCCCUAACCUACACAGCCUUCACCCCCAAACCCUUCACCUCUACCGACAUCGAAAUCAAAGUCUCCAACUGCGGCAUCUGCGGCACAGACAUCCACACCCUCAGCUCCGGCUGGGGUCCCACCGACUACCCCUGCGUCGUGGGCCACGAAAUCAUCGGCACAGUCACGCGUGUCGGCGCAGAAGUUCCAACCCUGCCAUCCUCGCCCGCAUCCCGCGAUAUCAAAGUCGGAGAUCGGGUCGGGGUAGGCGCGCAGAGUGGCUCUUGCUUGAAGCCGGAGUGUGAGGCGUGCGCUGAUGGACGGGAGAGUUAUUGUCCGCGGAUCAUGGGGACGUAUAACGGGCGGUAUCCCGAUGAGGGGAGGAGUAAGUCGCAUGGGGGGUUUGCGGAGUAUUGGCGCGGGCCGGCACAUUUUGUGUUUAGGAUUCCGGAUGCGUUGCCGUCUGCUGAGGCGGCGCCGUUGCUGUGUGCGGGUGUUACGAUGUUCUCGCCGUUGCGGAAGUAUGGUGCUGGACCGGGGAAGGCUGUGGGGGUUAUUGGGAUCGGGGGACUUGGUCAUUUGGGUGUUUUGUUCGCUAAAGCGCUGGGUUGUGAUCGGGUUGUUGGCAUCUCGCGCACGUCGGGCAAGCGGAAGGAUACGCUCGAGGGACUAGGCGCAGAUGCCUUCAUUUCAACGGACGAGGAACCGAAAUGGGCGCGCGCGCAUUCCCGCUCACUGGACCUGAUUAUCUGCACCGUUUCCUCGCCAGACAUGCCGUUAUCUGGAUAUCUGCGACUGCUCAAGACAGACGGCGUGUUUGUGCAGGUGGGAGCGCCGGAGCAGCCAUUGCCGCCUGUGAUGGCAUUCUCGUUGAUCCAGAAGGGCGUUAAGAUCACGGGGUCGAAUAUCGGGUCGACGGAAGAUAUCAGGGAGAUGCUGAAGUUAGCUGCUGAGAAGCGUGUGUUUCCAUGGAUUCAGAAACGGGCUAUGAAGGAUGUGAACGUCGCAUUGAAGGAUAUGCAUGCUGGGAAGGCCCGGUAUCGCUAUGUUUUGCUCAAUGAGACGGAGACGGGGACGCACGCCAAACUUUAG